Messenger RNA from Salvia hispanica, 1066 nucleotides. RefSeq names its product peroxisomal membrane protein 11C-like. Gene Ontology annotation, cellular component: peroxisomal membrane. Lineage: Eukaryota; Viridiplantae; Streptophyta; Magnoliopsida; Lamiales; Lamiaceae. Gene Ontology annotation, biological process: peroxisome fission. The record is from RefSeq and is a predicted model, not a curated record.
UUACUUAAAUAAAAUGAAAAUAGAAAAGAAGAGGACCAAACACGCCUUCAUCUCCGCCGCCGGCCUAUUAUCUGAAUCAUCUUAGCAAAUAAUCCUCAUUUUAAAGGGUGCAGAGAGAGAGUGAGAGUUUAGAGAGAGACGGAGCUAGAAAUUUCUGUUGUGGAUUUCAAGAGAACAGCUUCAACGAAAUAAAACAUGAGUUCACUGGAUGUUGCCAGAGCAGAGCUUGCCCUUGCUGUUUUAUAUCUGAACAAAGCUGAAGCAAGGGACAAGAUAUGCAGGGCAAUACAGUAUGGUUCAAAGUUCUUGAGUAAUGGAGAGCCUGGAACAGCGCAGAAUGUUGACAAAUCAACUAGCUUGGCUCGAAAAGUUUUUCGACUGUUCAAGUUCAUCAAUGAUCUUCAUGCUCUUGUUAGUCCAAAUGCUCCAGGAACUCCACUUCCUCUGAUUUUGUUGGGAAAGUCGAAAAAUGCACUCUUGUCCUCUUUCUUGUUUUUGGAUCAAAUUGUGUGGCUUGGUAGGACUGGCAUCUAUAAGAACAAAGAACGCACUGAAUUGAUUGGAAGGAUAUCUCUGUAUUGCUGGCUCAGUUCUUCUGUUUGCACCACCCUUGUCGAGAUUGGGGAAAUUGGAAGGCUAUCCGGAUCGAUGAAAAAGUUAGAAAAAGAAUUGAAGAACACUAAUAAAUAUAAGAAUGAACAAUACCAAGCUAAGCUUCAAAAAUCAAAUGAGAGAUCACUUGCUCUUAUCAAGGCUGGCAUGGACAUAGUUGUUGCUGUUGGUUUGCUUCAACUGUCACCCAAGAAAGUUACCCCUCGUGUAACUGGUGCUUUUGGAUUCGCCAGCUCUCUCAUCUCCUGCUACCAGUUGCUCCCAUCACCACAGAAGACAAAGACUACUUGAAGGCUGGUUUAGGUUUAAGUUUAAGUUUGUGAUAAAAACUUGAUGUGUCUUUGAAUUAUACAUUGCAUGAUUGUAAUCUUUAGUGUACGUACUGCUCCCAGUGUCGUUCGCUUUGUUGCAAACCGGUUUAUGAAUAAUGUAUGCAUUGACCUAUUCUGGUUUA